This is a messenger RNA of Amoebophrya sp. A120, 6153 nucleotides long. The record is from the annotation of a GenBank genome assembly. NCBI's taxonomy places the organism in Eukaryota, Dinophyceae, Syndiniales, Amoebophryaceae.
CAACAGCCCGAAUCGAAGAGAAAAUCGGUGUUUCCCUACGGAAAAACUUUAGAAAUUCCCUAGAAGUGUCUGAACGCUUGACGAGAAUAUUUAGGUCAUCGCUUUGUCUACUCAUCAAAACCAGUUCCAGGAAGUUCCCAACUUGUGACUCCGAAAAUCUCAGCAGACGCAUUGCUUUGGGCAGCCCAGCACACUUGCACCUUGAUAGCUCUUAUUUAUCUCUCUCUGAAAAAUUAGAAACCGAUUGAAGCAUCAUCUGCAAAAUUAGAACAAUCCCUAUUGCAUCAAGAGUUUACGUUGUCGGAGUCAAAUUAAUUAGAUUGUACCUUCACUUGUUGGAAUUCGACUUUGCCAUCCAAAGCGAUCAAUUCCUAUUGCAUUAAGAGUUUACGUUCUCGGAUUCGAAUCAAUUAGAUUGCACCUUCACUACUUAGUUGGAAUUCGACUUUGCCAUCCAAAGCGAUCAAUUAGCAUUUUCAUUCAAAUUAGGAAACCUCCUUGUUCCAGUUGUACAAUUAGUUCCAGUAAAGUAGUUCGUUUUGCAACAAGCAAAGCUGCAGCAAUUCUCCAGAUAGAUUUGCUAAGCAAUCCUUUCAUUGUCCGCUUGAAGUGAACGUGAUAUUGAUUAGCUUUUGCUUUCUAGGUGACAGCACCGCCUCCGAUAUAGAAAAUAUUUCAAUGAUGGCGCUUUUUUUGCAAGCAGUCGUGUUCGCCACCACGGUGAGUCUGCCUGUUGAAGGCAGUCGCCAGGGUAGCCGCCGACCCCCUGCAAUCGAGACGGGCGACAGCCCGGAAGAUGUUGACAUCCCCAUGUCCCGCACGCCAACGCCGCUGGGAAGCAGGAGCGUGAAAGAGAAGAUUGACUGGCGGCAAUAUUUGGUCACGCGGUUGCCCAGCAGCAGCACCUCGCCAGCGAAUGGUGUGCUGAGCGCCGGUAGCUCUGGCAGUUCUGGCUCUGUGGUGUCCCCCGCCAUUUUGGUACACAGAGACUCGAGCAGGACCACCCCGCGGGCUGAAAAAGAAAAGCCUCAGCCCAUCAACGGACACGAGCACUGGGCGUAUCAGCUCCUGAUUUCGGACGCCGUCCGGUAUGCUGAGGGCCAGGGCGACGAGGAAAAGGGAAAGAUGGUGCGCGAGCUCGCGUACUCCGGUCUUCGCUACUUUGCUGGCCGGUCCUUCGAGGAAUACUCCCGGGAGCACAUGGACCCAAGCCUGCGGGUGAAAAUGGCGCAAGAGGCCGGCGGGCUUCCGCCGCUGCUGAAGCUCUCGAAGGUUUUGAAAAACUAUGAUGCGCUGGCAGCAGGACUGAGACACAUCGCGACAGCCGCCGCCGGGACGGGCAUCGCGGGCAAGCUCGCACCCGCGAAGGACGGAGUGGAGAGACAGCUGUUGACGUUGCGAAAGCAGUUUGCCCAGGUCUUCCAGGGGGUCGUCGUGCACGAAGAUGCUGCCAGGCCGCCGGUGGACGAAGAUUACUAUCCGCAAACGGCGGAUCCGGAUCCCCGGACGGACCUGGACGCCUGGAGGCUGUGGCGCGACUCGUGGCGGACGUUUUCCACGAGGGAGCCCACGACGCGUCCCUGGCUCGAUAACGGUUCGGUCUUCGACGACGGGGACGGGCCGGCCACGCUCCCGGAUGGGACCACGCCGAUCUCCCCGCGACGAAGUGUGUACAUGGCGCUUCGGGAUCUAGACAGAGUGCAUACUAUGGCACAAGCUACACUGGCGGAGAAGUUGCACUACAACGCGGACACGCUGGCGUUGACCUGGCUCUUGGAAGACGUGCUGAAAGGCAUCGGGGAGCGCGAAGAGCGCGAGAGGGCCCUGCUUGGAGUCGAGUCGCCAAAGGGAACCGGCACACGCGAAGGACAUUACGUGCAAACGGAGCUGCGGUCACAGGCGGAGCAGCUCGAGGAGGAGGGCUUUCUUCCGAACUUUUUGGCGUGGCUGCGGCAGGUGUUGAUUCCCAAGCUGGGGAACCUGGCGGACGCGACCCUGACCGCGCAACAGGCUGAGCGGGUGCGGGCAUUCAACAAAAGCCUGCUAAACACGUCCGAGGAUAAGGGCCUCGUCGGAGGACUUCUAGGUCUGGUCGGUGGAAGUCAAGCGACGGGUCUGGCGACAGUCAUCCGAGAGCUGUACUCGCCACCGGAAAUCUUGUCCACACAAGUGCCUCAUAACGAGUCUCUGGACGAUGCGCGCGCGACUUUGCAAAAGUUCUUGCGUACUAGUUCUCAAAUGCAUUACACUCCGGCCUUGCAAGUCUGGAAUCGGAACUGGCGUCGCUUUGCGAGGUCGAAACACUGUCGCCGAGUCUCCAUGACUAGCGAAGUAAAUCCGAAGCUUGGCUUCUCCGACGAUUUUGAACAUGAUAGGCGAGCUACUACGCGAAACCACGACCAGCGCAGGUAUCUGCAGAACCUGAUCCUACAAAUUCAGGAAGCGGAUCACACACCAACGCCACAGGAGACCGACAACGUGAUGCAAAUGUUUCUGGAAAUGUGGUGGGGGUCCAAGUUUGGAAGUGACAAACAAGACGUCGGGCAGUGGGCGUUGAGCAAGGAAGUCAAGCUGGGAUACUGUCAUUUCGCGGGCUGGCGCGCGGAGCACGAUGAGCGAAGCACGGCAAGACAGGACGCGGCGGUCAAAGCGCUGUCUGGCGUGGUGGAGCUACCGACAGAGCUGACCACCGCGUUGGCAAACGCGCAGUGGGAGCGACAGGCGAGUGUUUCCGAACACGACCUGCUCGUCCUUCGUCCGGUGAAGGAAAAAAUCCUCGAGCUCUACGCAAGCACCACUGGCUUCUUGCAAGAUUGGCUGUCCGACCGGGCACACAUCGCGAUGGCGCGCCGCUUCAAGCAGCACACCCGCGAUGAGUCUCCAAAACCCUCCCCGAUCAAGCCGGCGGCCUACGGUGGGCGCGAACCUUCCUUGGAUUCGUGCGCAUCUUCAGCCUCCAGCCGACGACCGUCGAGCCGCUUCCGGAAGUGGGGCAGCGCGAAAUGCAAGGAAAACAGAACUGCCAACACCUCGCGGGGCGCCCACAGUCACAGCCGGGAGCUUGUGGCACCGGUGUCGUCCGUUGCGCCCCAGACCAGCAGUAGGAGGUACAGCGGAAGUGUGUGGGGCAGCAUGGUGUUGGGCUACAUGUAUGUUGCUUCGCGUCCAGGCGAUAUCACCAGUUUGGGUGGGUCGGAACUGCAGAAGCUGCUAGUUAAAGGUUUCUACACCUCGGAGCACCGGGCGGUUCCACAGAAACACCGGAACUCCGGUCCGACCGUGUUACUCACGGUCAGGCGUCAGACCGCCUGCGGCGCCGAUGUCAGGUGGGCGGUUGACGUGAGAAACCAUCUAACGAACUAUCCGCAGACGUUUUCCGGUUUGGAUAUAACCAGCGGGCUGAACGAAAUCGUGCAAAACCACCAGGACGACGAUCCAAGGAACACGUGCGAUAUCGCCGGAAUGCGUGCGGUUUUUUCGUUGAUCCAGCAGAUUGUCCAGAAUACGAGGCUCGAUCCAACAGACGAGACAACGCCAUUAUACUACACCCCCGCGAAUCCGUUUGUCUUCCGCGUGCACAUGUGGGAGGGGGUCACGGGCGGCAGCUUGAAUCUACAGAGAAAACUCGCAGAUGAGCAGUUUUAUGCGAAUUUGUCGAGCGUUCUGGCCGAGCAAGCAGCAGACGGUUUUCCCUUCCAGCAAGUGCAAUUUCAGGUGGGUCAUACAGCGAAUGUGGCACAGGAGCAUUUUGCGCAGCCGGUGCAGGAAGACGUGGCUACGCAGGAGGAACUGGAGCAGGAGGAAAUUACUCGAGAGCUGCGUUUGGCACGUGCGCAGUCACAGUAUCUCGGCUGGGCCCUGAUCUCUCAACCGUGGGCCAGUGUGGUUUUCAACGCAAACUUGUACUCGAAUCUGCUGCUGCAGAGCGGAUACGACGUUUUCACGCACCUGCUGGCCCUGGCUGACGUGUUGCGCCGGUGCCAACAAGACGGCCACACAACCUGCCGGUUUUCCCUUGGCGCCGAUGGUAUCGGCGUUCUGGGAACGCUCCAGCCAGGGACGAGAGAUGAUGGGCCCCGCUCGGCCUGGGACGCAACCCGACGACUGCAGCACGCACUUGGGACGAAGUUCUUCCCCGUGGCAAUGAUGCAGCUGCCAGAAGAAAACAGUGUGGGCUCAGCGGCGAAUACUCCAAACGGGCACGGAGGCUUUACAGCGGGGACGCCACGCAGUGCCAGAAAGGGCACGCCGUCGGGUGCAAAUUCAGGAAAGGGCCCGAUGACCCCAAAGAGCGGUGCCACGCCGCCCAGCUCCGGGCCGGCGUCCGGCAGCAGCAGGGGAGAUGUAGCUGGCCUCCCCCCUGCGUUUCGAGCGAUGUCUUUAGAGGAAUAUAACCGGAACAAACGGACACAGCGGGGUCACGCCAUUGAACGGUGGGAGAGAGCCAGGAGCGUGGGUUUUAGUCCGAUGGGAGACUCAGGCGCCGCGGUGCCUUCGCAAUCUCCUCAAUUAUUAACCCCAAUUCAAAGCGAGCCGGGCAGUCCCCCAUCCAAUCGGAAAAGUCGGGGGUCCGCCAGCAGAAGAGGGGAGCGCUCUUCGAGCCUGCGACGAGUUGUUGCCCGCGAUGAUCACCGACCGCGCCCUGAUCCUCGAAGACCGGAAGUGGGGGAUUCAGUCGUAAGAGGAAACCUUUUUUAACGUUUGGCUCCGUUAUCGCGUCCUAGUUUUUACUUGCAGUGUUUUUCUCAUACUGGCACCGACCUCUUUGUCAGAUAGCGAGAGCGUAUUACAAGAACACUGAAAGUCUUCUACAGUAUAGACCCCGCAGCUGGGUGCAUCAUCAUCAUCAUGAUCAUCAUCGCAGCGCAGCAGUGCUGCGGUCGUUUUUACCGAUUUUUGCUUUACCUUGCUUCGCUUUGAUGUCGCUCAGUUGAUUCACGACUAAGUAUGGACACAGGAAAUAAAAGCUGAUUGUAGGCCGCCAUCACAUUGUGGUUGUGCAAGGGCUGUUGCAUGCACGUAUUUUAUUCUGUUGCAUUAUCUAUCACUACGUAAUUAAUAAGUAUCUCGUGGCCAAGGCGCCCUUCUUCUCUGAUUGUGGUCUAUUCAAUUAAUUUUAACCCCAGGCGAUGGUUUUUGUUUUUGUAAGAUAGUCGCGGUGACGAGUAGGGGCUGCGGGCUGCAGUUGCCUGUUUGAAGAUUCUGUCAUUGCGAGAACAAAGAAGGCAAUACUUACAUUUUUUCAGGAUCGUCCCGAAAAAGGCAGUGCUGCUUGAGUGUAUAAUGGAAGUCGCUGACUCUUGGACACAAGGUUUGUCGGCGAUGUACAAUGAUUUACGGAUAUGCUGGUCGACAGAUGAGUCGCUUGCAUAGCAGAGCCCCUUCGAGUCUCAAGAAAGGGAUUUAGAAAGAGAGACCUCCCCCCGUGCUAACACACACAUAGAAAGAUAGAUUGAAGGAUAACAAGGUUGAAAUGCAAGAACUCCUUUUUUCUAGGAAUCCCGAUCCCCUCAUAAUUGUUAUUACUUGUGGUUGCACAGUUGGCUUGGAAUUUAGGACAAAUCGGUCGGGCGCGACCUGGCGAACAGACCACAGUAUUCUUCACAUCUAGAACUUAGCCCCAGAAGCGAAGAAUCUCAGCCUUAAGACAGGCACUCGCAUUGAUUAUCAGACUGACCCACGAAAGGCAUGACUCACGACACGGGCUUUCAGCGGCGACGUUUCCUGAAGUUUCCUCCUCGCUCCCCGUUAAUGCUGCGAACGUUAAGUGUUCAUCAAGCCGCCAGAAAUAAGCGGCUUUGAGGCGGAACUAGAACCAGCAGAGAAAUGACGUACUCACGCAACAAAGAUCACAAAUCCCGGUGCUGGAUUCAUUCGCGCAGAAGUGCGCCCGUCAGGCACGUAUCAGAGGAUCUUCGAACUAGCAUGACGCAUACAGAACCGGAGAGCGACCUUCCAAAGGCACUCCGUCCCAAAUAAAAAUGAGAGAGUGCCGUCCUUUUAAAUGCGUAUUUCGGCCACUAGAGCCGACCAAGAGAGUUGUGGUAGACACGUGGGGUUUAUCAAGCCUCCUACUCUAGCCACACAAUUGCGAUUCUAUCUACAUCAAUGUAGUUCAUCUCCUGACCCUCUGCUGUCCACCUGGGAAUCGGC